This is a messenger RNA of Penicillium chermesinum, 264 nucleotides long. RefSeq lists its product as uncharacterized. NCBI's taxonomy places the organism in Eukaryota, Fungi, Ascomycota, Eurotiomycetes, Eurotiales, Aspergillaceae. The record is from RefSeq and is a predicted model, not a curated record. The transcript has a single exon. Gene Ontology annotation, cellular component: mitochondrion. Bases 1 to 264 code for a protein of 87 amino acids.
AUGGGGCGAUGGCUGAGGCGGAAGGGCUGGGUUGAAGCAGCUGAUGUCGACAUGGUUGCUGACCAUGAACUCACCGCCAAAGACCAGCCUGGGAAAGAGCGAGCUGGGGUGCGCUUGGUUCUAGAGUUUGCGACGGCAUAUGCGAUUACGAAGGCACUACUGCCGCUCCGUGUAGCUGCAAGCGUGUGGGCCACGCCAUGGUUUGCCAGGGCCAUCGUCGUCCCAAUAAGCAGGACAGCUAGACGACUGGUUGGCAAAGACUGA